This is a messenger RNA of Asterias rubens (European starfish), 3433 nucleotides long. RefSeq lists its product as uncharacterized. The record is from RefSeq and is a predicted model, not a curated record. The transcript is spliced from 8 exons. Gene Ontology annotation, biological process: DNA integration; DNA recombination. Gene Ontology annotation, molecular function: DNA binding. Bases 599 to 3085 code for a protein of 828 amino acids. Lineage: Eukaryota; Metazoa; Echinodermata; Asteroidea; Forcipulatida; Asteriidae.
CACGGUUUACCGAGCAAAUUCUCACGCACAUGUCCACAAUUCGUCGAGAGAAUUCUGACACCGAGACAGUGACAACCGACCGGGGACAAAACGGGGAAUGAAAAUAUGAGGUCUCGGGGUUUCUCCAAUACAGGAUGCAGAAAAGUGGUGCAGAAUUUGUGAAGACCAAGAUGGCUUUCAAAAAAGAUUUAUCAGUGCGUACAUAGGUUAUGGGUUAUAUUGCACAAAACCAUUUGAGAAAGGGAAGUUCCUAUUGGAGUAUAGAGGAAGGUUGUCGGAGGAAGAAAAUACAACAGGGGAAGACGAUGUAAAUGUAUACACCUUCCUGUUCAAAACGAACAACAUUAACUACAGCAUUGAUGCAGCUAACACCGACUGCCUUGCUAAAUGGAUAAAUGACGACAAAAGAGCCAACUGUGUCAUCAAGAAGCUAAUGAUUGAUAGAAGUCCUCACCUCUGUAAAUUUGCGCUAUAAGACUUAAGUGUGGAUGAAGAGUUGAGAUAUGAUUAUGGGACAGCUGGUUUGCCGUGGCGAAAGUUGGAGAAAUUAAGAGAUUCAUCUGUGACACAGACAUUCUCUGCUUCCAGUGCACUGGGCAUGCUUGGGAAUCCUCAAGAUUGCUUUGGAUCAACAGUUCCUGGAGGGAGUUCAGAAUCAUCUUCACUUACCCAUCAGGCUGGACAUGCAUGUAGCUCAUCUGAAAUACAGGCGUACACCACUUUGGAUUAUCCUAUUAGUGAUCCUGAAGUGUCAGAUGAAGCAAGUGACUCAGAUGUCUCCUUCAAACCCUCAGAUGAUGAGGAGACCAAUGAUGAGUUUGUGCCCGAGUCCUCAGAUGAGUUGUCUUCUUCACGACCAGUGAGCCCAAUUUUUUUUCCCAGAAGGAGAAAUCCUAAUGGUGGCGCUGAAACUGAAGGUGCUGGAAGUCAGAGUUCUGUGCAAGCGAGUCGCAACUCACAGCCAACUACAAGUACCCUUCAGGAUGGAGAUGUUUCAUCAAGUGCAGGCAGCUCAAUGGAAAUUCAAGUAUUCACCACUUCCAAUAAUGAUGGUCGUAGUUACGAUAAACCUCAGUACUGUUCGUUUUGUUCAAUGCCCCAGAAGAAACUACCUCGACACUUGAAAACUCCCCAGCAUAAAGAUGAAUCCGAUGUACAGAAAUGGCUUGCAACAGAUGACAAGAAAGAAAAGGACAGACAGUUAUCACUAAUGCGAAACUAUGGUAACUAUCAGCACAACUGUGCAGUUCUAAAAGAAGGAAAAGGUAUCCUCAUUGUUGUUUAUCGGCCAGCUUAUCAGGUUAACCCUCAUGAUUACCUGCCUUGUCAAGAUUGCUACGGCUACUAUGCCAAACAUGACUUGUGGAAGCAUAGGUGUAGCCAGCGAAGAGAAGAAGAAUCGGGUGACAAUGAUAAUAGCAAAACAAAGAAGCGCUUUGGUCUGUGCAAGGCAAGCAGAAUGAUGCUUCCAACAACGCCUGGUGUGUCACAAAGAACACAUGAAAUUCUUACGAGAAUGAACAAUGACAGCAUAGCUCGAAUAGCCAAGUCAGAUCCUCUGAUUAAAAGAUUUGCUGAUAAAUUGACCAUGAAGCACGGCCAUAGUACAGAUCAGGAAACCUACAUCAGACAGCGAGUUAGGGAGAUUUCAAGAUUAGUUAUUGAAUACAGAACAAUAACUGAUAAGAGAAGUGCAGAACUGGAAGACCUUAUCUGCCCUGCUAAUUUCACAGAUGUGACAAGAGCAACUAGAAGCACAGCAGGAUUUAAUGAAGAGACUCAUCUGUAUACCACACCGAGCUUGGCUCUGAAGAUUGGUCACACCCUCAAAGUAUGUGCAGAAAUCCUUAGGGGAGAAGCCCUAAUGAAUGGAGAUGAAGUCUCUGAAAAGCAGUGUAGAAGCUUCAUUUCACUUUACUCCCUACAUUGGGAGGAAAGUGUUAGUCAUCACGCCUUGCGCAGCCUAAAUGAUGCCAAAAGAAAUAACCCUAAACUGCUCCCUCUAACAGAAGAUGUUGUCAAGCUUUCCAAGUAUCUGAAGGAAGAAGUUAAAUCAUCAGAAAAACAGCUGUUGAAAGCAGAUGGCCCAGAAGGUGGAAAAUGUUGGAAGAGGCUUGCUGAAGCACUAUUGGCACAAAUAGUUGUGUUCAAUAGGAAGCGCCCAGGUGAAGUAUCUAAGAUGUCUCUGAACGACUUCAGUAAGUGUUCUAAUGGAGAAGACUGUAUAAUGGAAGGUGCCCUAACUGAAUGGGAAAAAGCGUUGUGCCGGGUGUUGUGGAGGAUAGAGAUCGUAGGGAAACGGUCCAGAACAGUUGCUGUUCUCCUGACAGAAGACAUGAAAAAUGCAUUGACUUCGCUGACAAACAAGCGAGCUGAAGCAUCCAUCUCUGUUGACAACUCGUACUUAUUCGCCCAUUCUGGAGAUGGUCACAUCAGAGCUUGCGAUUGUCUGCGUGAGUAUUCCAUAAAGUGUGGAGCAAAGCAUCCGGAGUACUUAAGAGCUACUCGCUUAAGGAAGCAAAUUGCUACUGUUUCUCAAAUAAUGAAUCUGAAGGAAAACGAGCUUGACGUCUUGGCUAACUUCCUCGGCCAUGAUAUCCGCACCCAUCGCCAAUACUACAGGCUGCCAGAUUCAACACUGCAGAUAGCCAAAGUCUCAAAGGUGCUUAUGAAAAUGGAAAAGGGAGAUUUGCGUGGUCUGGCUGGUAAAAGUCUUGCGGAUGUCGAAGUGGAUCCAAACGAAGAGUACAACACUGAUGCAGAGUCGGAUCAGUCAGAAUCGGAAGGUACAGAUGAUCACGAUGAUUUGCUGCCAUCUAAAGUGAGAAAAGGUAAAGGAGCUGAUGCUGCCAGGACUCAGAAAGUACCUACAAUUAAGAAGCCGUGGAGCAACAAAGAAAAGGCCGCGGUGGCAGAUCAUUUGGGUUUCUUCAUUAGAGCCCGCACUGUUCCAACAAAGGCACCGAUAGUGGCACUUCUAAAGCGAGAACCAGAAGCCUUCGCCGCAAGAACAUGGAGAAAUGUAAAAGAUUUCGUAAGAAAUCAAACAAGGAAAGUUGACCCAAUGGGAUUCAUGAAGCAUUAACAGUCUUUUGUCAUAGACACAAAUUGUCAUUAUACAUGCCAUGAUACAAAGACGCCACUUUUAUUUUAUUUUUACUCUUUAAGAAGAUCUCCCAGUUGUCAUGGAAUAAUUUAAAAUUACUAAGCUACCUAUAGUCCACAGUUGCUCGUGCAAUAAACACCACACUUGGGUUAGGUAGCUUAGUAUUCAACUGUGGACAAUCCAUGUUUGAAUUAAAUACAGUUUGAAAUUUCUCCCCGAAUGUGGGGUUUAUUACACCAGCAACUGUGGACCAUGGGUAGCUUAGUAUUCAAUUGUGGACAAUCCAUGUUUGAAUUAAAUACAGGUUGAAAUUUCUCCCCAAUUGUG